Messenger RNA from Corticium candelabrum, 2520 nucleotides. Its product is annotated as kinesin-II 95 kDa subunit-like. Gene Ontology annotation, molecular function: ATP binding; microtubule motor activity; microtubule binding. Bases 122 to 2413 code for a protein of 763 amino acids. Gene Ontology annotation, cellular component: microtubule associated complex. Lineage: Eukaryota; Metazoa; Porifera; Homoscleromorpha; Homosclerophorida; Plakinidae. The record is from RefSeq and is a predicted model, not a curated record. The transcript has 25 exons. Gene Ontology annotation, biological process: spindle elongation; microtubule-based movement; mitotic spindle organization.
CAUUGGUUCAUCAACUGCCGUUUACACCUGCUCCACCGUGAACCUGUGUAGCUCUCCGUCACUUGUUAACGUGCGUUAGAACAUCAACUCUUGUUGCUGCGACAACCGAUUGAGCUACAGAAUGGCUUCAAAGAAAUCCGAAUCUGUAAAGGUGGUCGUACGGUGUCGACCUUUGAGUGAGAAGGAAAUUCAUGAAGGAAACGAACGAAUUGUUGACAUGGAUGUGCCUCGAGGAUGCAUCAAGAUAACAAAUCCUAAAACAAGACACGGGGAACAGCCGAGGGAGUUUACAUAUGAUGCAAUUUAUGACUGGAAUUCACAGCAGAGAGAACUGUAUGAUGAGACAUUUAGAGUGACUGUAGACUCAGUCCUCGAAGGAUACAAUGGAACUAUAUUUGCAUACGGACAAACCGGAACAGGAAAGACAUUUACAAUGGAAGGUGUAAGGACUGACUCUGAACUGCGUGGAGUAAUUCCCAGCUCUUUUGAUCACGUUUUCAAACACAUUGCUAGAAGCCAUGACAAAGUAUGGCAAACAUUUUCACGAUACUUUAUUGAUGUAAACGUGUUGUUGACACAGCAAUUUCUUGUUCGAGCAUCGUAUCUGGAAAUUUAUCAGGAAGAAAUUAAAGAUUUAUUAUCUAAAGACCAGAAGAAACGACUUGAGUUAAAAGAGCGGCCAGACACAGGCGUGUAUGUGAAGGAUUUAUCAUCAUUUGUAACUAAAGGUGUAAAAGAGAUUGAGCACGUUAUGAAUGUUGGAAAUCAAAACAGAUCAGUGGGGAGAACUAAUAUGAAUGAACAUUCAUCAAGGUCACAUGCCAUUUUUAUUGUUACAGUGGAGUGCAGUGAGACUCGUGAUGACGGUGACAAUCACAUUCGUGUAGGUAAAUUAAACAUGGUGGAUUUGGCUGGAAGUGAACGGCAAGCAAAGACUGGAACUGAGGGAAAGUUGUUCAACGAGGCAGUCAAAAUCAAUUUGUCUCUUUCUGCAUUAGGCAAUGUUAUUCACUCUUUGGUUGAUGGGAAGAGUACGCAUAUACCUUACAGAGACUCCAAACUGACAAGAUUGCUGCAAGAUUCUCUUGGCGGUAAUGCAAAGACAGUAAUGGUGGCUACAAUUGGUCCGGCAGAUUACAACUAUGAGGAGACUUUGACAACUUUACGUUAUGCAAACCGAGCAAAGAAUAUUAAGAACAAGCCAAAGAUCAAUGAAGAUCCUAAGGAUGCUUUGCUUCGUGAGUUUCAGGAAGAAAUUGCUAGAUUAAAAUCUCAUUUGUCUAAUAAAGGAAAGAAAUCAAAAAGACGUGGACAUCGAGGAGCCAGUGCAGGAAACUCUGAAGAUGCUGGUGGAGAUGAGGAGGAACAGGAUCCAGGACAAUCUUUGAAAGAGCAAGAGGCUCAGCUUGAGAGCGAGAAACAAGCACUUCUUCAGAAUGAGAACAUUGUAGCUGAGGAGAGAGACAAACUUGUUGGUGAAUUGCAGCAGAAACAGAAACUACUUCAGAAAAAGCAGGAAGCACGUGAUUCUUUGGCGUCUAAAAUUCAAGCAAUGGAAAGCAAGUUGCUUGUUGGAGGCAAGACAAUUAUAGAUCACACAUCUGAACAGGAAAGGAAAAUGGAGGAAAUGCAGAGAACAUUAGCUCAACAGAAGAUUCAUGAGCUAGAGAUAAGACAAAGAUUAAAGAAACAAGAAGGUGACACCGAUGAAGUGAAGGGUACGUUUGACACACUGCAACAAGAAGUGGAUGCUAAAUCGGGCAAACUAAAGCAGCUUUACUCGUUGCUUCAAGCCCAAAAGGGUGAGAUUACUGAUUUACAUGAUGAGCAUCAUCGACAACGAGAGGAACUUGAAGAAACUCAAACCGAACUUGUCAAAACCUUAAAGUUAAAGCAACUAAUAUUGGAAAGCUUUGUGCCACCAGAUGAGAAAAUGAAGGUUUUUGAUCGUGCUUAUUAUGAUGAAGAUGAGGAAGAAUGGAAAUUGAAGCCAUUAGCUCGGCCUGAAAGUGGGCCAGUGAUGAUCAAACGACCUGUGUCUGCGGUUGGUAAUCGUCGUCCUGUGUCUGAAUAUGCUCGCAUGGCUGCCGCUCUCGGUGGAAAUCCAAGAUAUAAGACUGAAAAUGUACUAUUAGUUGAACUGGACAUGCCCAAUCGGACAACACGAGACUAUGAAGGUCCAACAGUAGCACCUCGUGUUCAAGCAGCUCUUGAUGCAGCUCUUCAAGAUGAAGACGAGCUGGCAAUUGAUGCAGGUGCUUCUUCGUUGUUUUUGUCUCAAGAUCGACCAAAGGCAAAACGAAAUAAGAAGAGAAGAAAUGUUCGUGCCACUGCUGCAUCUACUGAUGGCUCAGUAAAGCAACAGUUUCCAUUAGCCAGAGGAUGGGUUGCCACCGAUAAACGGUUUGCGUAGGUGUGAUAAUAAAUCCUGCAUAUCUAGAACAUGUGAUAUUUUACUGUAUUAGAAAUGCAUUUCUAAUGUUGAACAAAUACAAGUACAUAUUUAAUUAUUUUACGUUA